GACGAUGUAUGGAUGUCACGGCGUCAAUAAAUCCUGAGGAUAAAUUGCGUAUAGUCAACUGUUAGCUUCCAUGCUAAUUUAUUUCGGAGCGACACAAAAUGGCUGGCUUUAGGACCGCCUGCAUCAGCUGGCAUCAUUCGCGCAAGUUGACUAGGCUAACAUAACAUUGUUGUGGUUUUACUCUAUUAAACAAAUAAGUUGCACACUCGCCUGGAAAGGAAACAUGGAAAUGACUCCCCACGCUAUUCCUUGUCCGAUGAAGUGGUUCGUUUUGACGGCCAGUGUAUGUAUGUGGCUGUCCGGCGGGCGGCGCUAGGACCAUGAUGACGACAUUUACAUCGAGCCAAAAGUGAAACUGCCUCUGUGUCUGCUGCUCUUCUAAUUGUAUGGACCUACUCCCCAUCUGCCAUUUUUUCCCGAAUGGAAUCCCUUUGGACUUAAAGAACUGUUCUCUAUUGUGAAUCAAAUGCAUCGCCCUCCUGUACAAUCAUACACUCCAUAUUUAGUGCACUUGUUUCCAUCUGCAUUGUCAUGGCUCAGCACGACCCCGCACGGGCGACCGGCUUUCCAUGCGAACAGUGUGGGCUGGCGUUUCCCAACAUGCCCGCUCUACUUGAGCACAUGGACACUCACCUGGACCAAGAUGAGGAGCGCAAAUACAAAUGCGAUGUAUGUGGGCGCGGAUACAGACACGCCGGUAGCCUCACUAACCACAAAAAGGCUCAUGACGUGGGGUCCUUUCAGUGCAGCGUAUGUGGCAAGGACAACCCUAACGCUUUGGCUUUGAAAAACCACAUGCGUAGUCACACAUCACAGAAAAAGUAUGCCUGCUUAGAAUGCGGGAAAGCCUUUCGCCUGGCGACGCAACUUGCCACACAUGAGAGGGUUCACCUCGUCUUGCAAGAAAAGUGUGAAGAUGUAGAGAAUGAAAACUCUGAUAGUGAAGACAAGACAGAGGUGUUUAAUCCGCCAUGUGACACCACUGACGACGGCGAUGGCGAUGGCGACCGACCUUUCAAAUGCGAUCUGUGUGACAAAACCUACAUCCACCAUCGCAGCUUGAGCAACCACAAGAAGACACAUCAAGUGGGAAUGUUUGAGUGCACCGUGUGUUUCAAACUGUUCAACAACAUGGCUGCACUCUACAACCACCAGAGGACUCACAAGGUCAGAAACGGCAGCAAUAGCGACUCAGUGUCUGACCUCUACACCAAUUCCACAAUGGAGCAGUUUUCUCCUCAGAGUCACAAUGCUCCUGUCAAUUUCUGCCAUUUAUGUCAGGUUCUGUUUCCAAGCGAUGAAGAGUUCCAGGAGCACAUCCAAAUGCAUAACUCAUCAUCCACAUCAUUUGGGCUGCCAGGUAAUGCGGCAGAGAGCCAGGAUGUGACGUAUGACAGCACGUCUAAAUCAAGCUAUUUUGCACAUCCUAUAACUAAUCCUUCCUUGUCACUAGUAGAUAAGAGUCAAGGUUUUAAUGGCCUCAUGUAUUCAGACUGCGCCGAUAUUUCAGCACCUCAGGGAGAACCCUCACUCACGAGUGAUGAUGUUCCCGCUCUGGCACUGAAUGUAUCUGACUCAAAUGCUGUUGAUUCUGCCGAGCGUCCCUUCAGGUGUCAGAUCUGCGGCAAAAGCUACCGCCACUCCGGAAGUCUCAUCAACCACAAAAGGUCACAUCAGGUCGGGAUUUACCACUGCUCAGUCUGCAAGAAGAGCUACCCUCACCUGGCUGCACUCAAAAGUCAUCUUCGCCUCCAUAAAGGUCAGAAAUCCUUGGGCCUCAACGGGGAUGAGGAUUGGCUCUCCUUAGAACCCUUCACUCUGGACGACCAGCAGGGAUUCUUCCCCUCACAGGAAGUGAAAGAAGAAGCCCCCGCAAGCCUGGGUGUCGAUCAGGAGAACGAGGCCAUUUAUAGCGAGCCUUUUAAUCAGGAAUUACCUCCGGAUAUGAGCGCACAGCUACCUCACAGUGAGCACUUGAUGCAGAGGCACAUGUGUGCUGACUGCGGUGAGACGUUUGCAGACAUCGCUGGGAUUAUCGCUCACAGUUGCCCUUUACUGCAACAAGCAGACACCAAGGGGACCUUCCAGGACAGCGCGGGUAUGUCAUUUCAUGGACAGAACGAUGCCAAUCAUCAGGGUUACUUUGAGCAAGAAAGUAUGAGCAACGACCGGCUGAAUGGUGACGAAGAAGAUGACGGUGAUCUUUACCAGUGCUCUAUUUGUGGGAACAGCUACAGCAGCAUGAGGGCCCUCAGGAGCCAUCUCCGAGGACACACUCAAUCCCAGUGCACUGCCGCCACCAGCUCAGGGCCCUCGUCCAUGUCUUCCCAUGACGAGGCGAGAGAGGACGAGUCAGAGGAAAUGAUGAUCUGCAGCACCUGUGGAGAAAGCUUUGCAAGCAGACAGGACUUACUCACGCAUCAGGUCGUGCACAUCAAAACCUCAGAGGACAUAAUCAGUAAGCAUGACGAGCCAGGAGGUGAGGAGGAAGCGGAGAGCAUCAUCUGUGGUAGCUGUGGCAUCUUUUGCAGCAGCUACCAUCACCUGGAGAACCACAACUGCACAGCUAAGAGGAAAGAGGAAGCAACAGCAAAUAUUAAGGAAGAGGAUUUAAAAGCAAAAGAUGUACAAGAAGACAGGAGCAAGGAGGUUUCAAGGGAUCGUCGGCACAGGUGUGAUCAGUGCGGCCGCUCGUACAGACACGCCGGCUCCCUCCUGAACCACAAAAAAUCGCACAAGACUGGCGUGUUCAAGUGCCACAUCUGCCAGAAGCGCUUCUACAACCUGCUUGCUCUUAAAAACCACCAGAGGUCCCACUUUGAUGUCAAGAGGCACACUUGUCACGAGUGCGGCAAAGCCUUUAAAAUCCAGAAGCAGCUUUUGAACCACCUCAGGAGGCAUAAGGAGAACCGGGCCAAGAUCCAAGAACUGAAUGACCAAAUUCAGGCCCUGAUGCAGUUGAACAGGACCGGGUUUGAGGACGAUGCCAGAGAAAGGCAGGAACUAAAGAGACCGGAUGUCGGAGUCAAAUCAGAGGACAUGGGUGACCGGCGACCGUUUGCAUGUGAGCAGUGUGGGCGCACGUAUCGCCACGCAGGAAGUCUGGUCAACCACAGGAAGUCCCAUAAAACAGGCCAGUAUUACUGUUCUGUUUGCAACAAGGCUUACUCCAAUCAGCUGGCAAUGAAGAACCACUUACGCACACACUUCGCCAAUAGAAAGCUUUCUUGCCAAAAGUGCGGGAGAGGCUUCAGAGGUAAGAAGCAGCUGUCAGCCCACAUUUGUGCAGACUCCCGAAAAGGCGGGAGGCGGAGCUCGAGGCAGAGAGCUUCGAAGUGCAAACAAUGUAAACAGACAUUUCCUACUGCUGACCAACUGGCGGCCCACACCUGCGGCAGAUCUCCGCGAAGCGGUGUUGGACAAGCAAAUGGUAAAGAGGAGCGGGCGUUCACGUGCAACAUAUGCGAACGCAGCUAUCGCCACGCAGGCAGCCUUCUCAACCACAAGAACACCCACAAGACGGGACACUUCACCUGCACCUUCUGCUCCAAGCCCUUCACCAACCCUAUGGCGCUGCGCAAUCACACACGCAUCCACACGCAGAAGAAGAAGUACACGUGUGUCACAUGUGGGAAGGCCUUCCGUCUGGCCAGCAUCCUGCACAACCAUCAGAAGGUGCACGUCCGAGCGGACGGACACUUCAGCUGCUCGGCGUGCGGGAAGAGCUUCCAGGGAAGGUCGGGCCUUAAGAGGCACCGAUGCAGGAGAGGUGAGGCAAGCAGCAGCGUCCAGCAAGGAGAGAACGCGGACAAGUGCUUCACGUGUGACCUCUGCGGCCGCUCCUACCGCCACGCCGGCUCCCUCCUCAACCACAAAAAGACGCACUCAGAAAACCUCCACCACUGCGCCUUGUGCCUGCAGACGUUCCCGGACCCCCUCACGCUGCAGAUCCACUCCCAGAUGAGGCGCCAUUGCUGCCCGGACUGCGGCAAGACCUUUUGUCUGGUCUCGCACCUGCAGAGCCACAUGGAGACGCACUCCAAGGUGUGCUCCGGGCGCCACGCAGCCGAGGGAGAGCCUGAAGAAUAUGGCUGGGACUUGGAGGCUUCCAAGGAGGUCCCGCCGCCUUUAUCCCAUCUCCCCGAAAGCGAGGCGGCAGAGAAGGAGAAGAGCCACGUGUGCGAGCACUGCGGUCGCACUUACCGCCACGCCGGCUCUCUCCUCAACCACAAGAACAGCCACAAGACGGGCUCCUUCUCCUGCGCCGUGUGCUUCAAGGAGUUCACCAACCUGAUGGCCCUCAAGAACCAUCGGCGCAUUCACACAGAGCCCAAACGCUACCAGUGUCUGGAGUGUGGGAAGGCGUUCCGCGUGUCCACGCAGCUCAUCUGUCACCGCAGGAUCCACAGCAAAGAAAGACCAUUUAGCUGCUUGCUGUGCGACAAGAGCUUCUCCAGCAAGUCCAACCUGAGGCACCAUGAGAAGAUGCACCAGAACCAGCAGUCCUUUGACUCCGCCUCUUUUAGCUGGGACGCUAACACCUUCAUGGGCUUGGACAUGAUGGGCUCCUUCCUUUGAGCAACAUUUUACCUCCGAUUAUUUCAAGCAGGACUUUCGGACCUAAAAGAAACUCUUAACGUCAAAUACCUCCUCGUUGGUUGUUGGAAAACUCCUAAAUAGCUCUUCUAGUACUACUACUACUAACAUUACCCUUCAAGUCCAUGGUUCUAUGCUAAAAGCAUCUUCUUUAUUUAUCUACUGUACUUGUAUGUGUGUGGAAGUAGGAGGACUCUAUGAAUGUUGUCUUCUGUAGCUUUUGACAAAUUGAAUGGCAGGAAUGAACACAAACAAAACAAAACAAGAAGUCUGUCCUUUUUAUCCAUAGUAGCAAAGCAAGAGUCAUAUUUUUUUGGAUGAGCCAUCAGAAGUUACAUUGGUGCAUUUACUUGUUUUCUUGAGUUUUCCCUGUCAGAGCGAGCACUUCAUUGAUGUAAGACGACUAAAAUGAGCUAAUGUCAUUUAUUUGUUUUUAACUUUCGGGGUUUGUCUUUUUAAGUUAACAACUAGUUUUUUUUUUUCAUUUUGAACUGACUUCUCGGUACACUCAAAUGUAGUACUUUUGUACUACCUGACCAAGUGUCAUGUACAUUUUUUAAUAUGUUUAAGGAACUGUUGAGGUGUUAUUGUGUAAAAGUUGACUGUACUAAACUUCACACAAUACAGUGGCUGUAGAAUAUAAACACACCCUUAAAAAACAUGUUUUGGUAUUAUUGAAAUAGAAAUAAAUAUUACAUCAUUGAAAUAUUUUUUUAAAUAUUGUUGUAGACAUUUAAAUUAAAAUAGGCAUAGAAUUAAAAAAAAUGUCAUAUUUGAAAAUGUUACGAACUAUAACUGCUACAUUUCUAUUUAAAUUGGUGCUGUCAAAUGAUACACGUUUUUAUUCAGAUUAAUCACAAUUGAAAUGGGAUUAAUCAUGAUUAAUCAUAGGUCUAAAUUUAAAUGAACUAAAAAAAAAGAAAGAGCCCAAUAUUUGGACACAAAUGCAAUUUUAUUAUCAGAAUCAAACCUAGGAACAAUUUUAAAUGUGUUAUUGGAUAUUUAGAAAAAAAAAAAAAAACUUGGUUAGAAUUUUAUCCAAAGUACAGUCAGGGUAUAUUUUGAAGUGAAAUUUGCCAGCGAGUACAACAGUCGAUGUGUCUUUAAUAAUUUUUGCGCUAAUGUCUUGACCAGGGGCCUCAUGUGUUGAGUGGCUUUCAUACAAAAAAUUGACAUACGUUCAAAUCCAGAAAACUACAAAAGCAAGAAAAAAAGUACGUGAAAGCACAAAUCCAAGCAUAUUUCUUUGUUUCGUCGCAAUCAAUGUGGUAUUGAUUGGUAUUGAUUAUGCAAAUCAUAAUGAAACUAACCAUGUGCCUGGGAUGUGCACGCUCUGCCCAGUCAAAAUUCAGUAGGAGGUGCUUUUUUUCUCAUGUUUCGAGCGAAGGAAAGAGGGUUGAGCGGAAAAGCGUGUGUGAGGCUGUCGAUGAGUCAGAGAACUGCACACAGGAACAAAUAAGAAAUAUGUGGUACAACAUCAACAAGAUGCAUUUGCAUGGCCAACACAGGCGAGUGUAGCGGAGAUAAAAUAGUCUUGCAGCAGUUUAAAUGGUCGCUGCGAUGAUACGUAAAACUGUAGAAGAGGGCAAGUGACUCUGAUCACCCCCGAUUUACAUCUGAUUUGUGUAACUUACAACAAAAUGUGUUAAUUGUCACGACCCACCUGAGAUAGGUAGGUUGUGAGUUCAAAUCCCGGCCAAGUCAUACCAAAUACUAUAAAAAAUGGGACCCAUUACCUCCCUGCUUGGCACUCAGCAUUAAGGGUUGGAAUUGGGGGUUAAAUCACCAAAAAAUUAUUCCCGAGCGCGGCCACCGAUUCUGCUCACUGCUCCCCUCACCUCCCAGGGGGUGAACGUGGGAAUGGGUCAAAUGCAGAGGAUACUUUCAGCACACCUAAUGUGUGUGUGUGUGUGUGUGUGUGUGUGAGAGAGACUAUCGUUGGUACUUCAACUUGCUUGAUUAUUCAAUUUAUUAUUAAAACGCAGGAGAGCUUCUUGCAGUAGCAGCCACCUGACACAAAGCUAAAUGAAUAGACGUCCUCACGAAUACUUAUUUGAAGCAUUGAAUGCAUUGGUGAAUAAGUGAAUUUAGGUCCUUGCCUAGAUCUUUUUUUACGUUGUAGUCAAAGGCUGGAGGACCACGUCUGUGUGGGACCACAGUGUGCCUGCAUGUGGAAAUGUGCGUAAGUGAAGCGUGAAGUUGGCAUUUCCACGUCAAGUUCACUCUCGAUACAUUUCAACUUUGCAGCGAAAAAAGGUUUACGGCAGGUUUUUGGGCGUGCGCAAGCUUAAUACAUGAGGCCCCUGAUCACUGAGCGGCUGUACAUCUUCCCUCAGCCUUUCAGGUAACUAAGAGGAGUUUUUGUGGUCCAAAUAGAUUUCCUGAUCAAUAAAUACGUGAUAGUUUUGUGUGAUUAAACACAAGUAAAAUUGUUGUUUUUGACUGCGCUAAUUUAAAUGUGUACACUGUAUAUAAACACAGUGGUGUGCUCGCUUUAUGUACUUUUUUGUCUUAACAAUUAUGUUCUUGACCCAAAUGCAAGACGACUAUUUUUCAAUGACAUUUAUUUGAAUUGUUAUCAAAAAAAAAACUGACUCGUUCAGCACCCCCCUCGUUGAAUGAAUCUAUACCGGAUACAAAAUGACUCAUCUUUAUCAGACUAUUUUUCUCAGGCAAAAACUGCGUCUUACGUUGGGGUCCGUAGGACAUUUCCCGCAUGGAUAUUUCAAAGCACAAGUAAGACCAACCUGAGAAAGAUGUGCAGUUAUUGGCGUUUGUGCCUCGACAACUAUUUUUUUUUCCAACAUAUUUUCUGCCUUAUAUUUGCCAGUACUUGUACAUAUGAAAUACCUCGUUGUAGGCUGUAUUGUAGUACAGUAUAGUAGUAAGACACUGUCCACAGAGCAGUUUGCAGCCGGAUUGUUUUGCACCGUUGGUGGAGGCCAGUAGAGAAAUAAUGCAGCCGACAUGACUUUUUUGUUAGCUCUUCUACUGCAGUGAUACGGUCAAAGUAUUCAAGACUGUUGUUUUUACUAUUAUUUGUCAUCUGAGUGUCAUUCGAAUUCACCUUGGUAGCCUACUUGCAAAGCAACAAAUGCACAUUAAAACUAAUAAUUAGUUUAUUUUUGCUUUAAUGUAUCCCACACCUGUUAUUGUUUUGACAGGGCAAUACAGUGAAGUACCCACUUGACGGUUGUGCAUUUAAAACAAGUGAUAGUAAAGUCUCGUAAAAAAAAAAGACAAAAAAAUGGAUUUUGCUCAGUAUUGAAGUCAUAUUUCUAUACUAUUUUGUCACUGAAGUGUAGAUUUCUACGUCAUUUAGAAUCUAAGCUAGGACAUAAUGAAUAAAAGACUGCAAAGAAGUGUCUCUUGUUGAUAUUUGCCCCAACCCCCUCCAUUCAUACUUAAAACAAACAUGGUUGACACUUUUAUUGUGAAAAUACAUUUGGUACUAAAAGCAAUAGUAGGUCAAACAAGCCAGUGCAUGUACAGUACUUUAUAUACAUUUAGAAAUGGCAACACAGAGAGUGUUAGGAAGAAGGCGUUAGUACAAAAUCACAGCGAGCUGGGCUGUAACAAAAUGGAAUCUUCGCUGGAAGUCCGUCCCUUCAUUGAAAUGUGCUGACAAUGCACAUGAGAAUAUUCAUAACAAUGUAGUGUCAAUUCCAGAACCUUUUGUGCAGACCGUAGAAGAGACAACAAAAGAGCAUCAGGCCCUUACUGACAAAAACAAAAGGAGACAAAAUGUAGCAGUCCCCAACUUCUCCCUUAGGUACAGCGGCCACAUUCUUAAUUCUUCAUUUCAGUUCACUCACUUGACUAUCCUUAAUAUUAUUUUGGCAUUAUUAAAAUGUUUUGUCCUCA
This is a messenger RNA of Nerophis ophidion (straightnose pipefish), 8460 nucleotides long. RefSeq names its product zinc finger protein 646 (gene znf646). The coding region runs from base 532 to 4578 and encodes 1348 amino acids. NCBI's taxonomy places the organism in Eukaryota, Metazoa, Chordata, Actinopteri, Syngnathiformes, Syngnathidae. The record is from RefSeq and is a predicted model, not a curated record. The transcript is spliced from 4 exons.